AUGGGUUGUUGUAGUAAGGUGCCAGCUCUUAUUCACGCCCAGGUUGAAAUGGGUUUGGUCAAUGAAAAUGAGCGCAAAAGCCUUUCUAGACGAGAAACAGAUUCCCCACAAGCAAAAGCUACUUCUUUGAUGGAGCAAGGAGGAUCACCUUCUCCAAGUUUCCGAGACCGCUCAGCUAAAGCACCUAACAACAGCGUCCUCCAGAGCUUCGAGAUCGUCAUCUUAUCCAAUAAACUCAAUCUCUUGUUGCCGUUCGGUCCUCUCGCUAUUCUACUCCACUACUUGACAGAUAAUAAGGGAUGGGUCUUCCUGUUGAGCUUAGUAGGAAUUACACCAUUGGCUGAGCGUCUCGGAUAUGCCACAGAGCAAUUGGCUUGCUACACAGGUCCAACUGAGAAAGCAAUAACGAGGUCAAGCGGAAACUAA
Molecule: messenger RNA, 426 nt
Organism: Eruca vesicaria subsp. sativa (arugula)
Lineage: Eukaryota; Viridiplantae; Streptophyta; Magnoliopsida; Brassicales; Brassicaceae
Source: the annotation of a GenBank genome assembly